ACGUGCUACGAGAUGGAGAAGUGGCUCAAGGACGAGCCCAAGCACCACCAGGUGAAGAAGGAGAAGCACAACGAGGACACCGGGACGACGUGGUCCAUCCUGGGCGUCAACACCCUGCACCUGGAUACCAUCAGCUCGGCCUCGACGGGCUGGGAGAGCGCCGUCUCGUGUCAGGUCCGGGUGGUGAAAAAGGAGCCCAAGGAGGAGUUGGAAGAGGAGGAGCUCAGCAUCGAGGACGUCGAGGAUGACGACGACGAAGACGAGGAGAUGGACGACGGCGAGGAGGUGGACGACGAGGACGAGGAUGACGACGAUGAAGACGACGUGGACGACGACGAUGAUGUAGACGACGAGGACGACUUCGACGACGACAUGAUGUACGACGACCAGCUGGAGCUGAGGCUCGUGGCGAGGACGGCGCGGGCGGGCGGCCAGGGCAUUACGCUCACGCCGCCGUCGAGCCCCGAGUCUGGCCAGGGCCACCACAGCGACAGCAGCACGGGCAGCACGUCGUCCACCUCGGUGAAGCGGGAGGGUCUCCUCAGGGUGCACCCGCCCGCGCGCCGCCACCUCACCUCGCACCUGGGCGUGUCGGCGCGGCUCAUCACCACCUACCACAACCACCACCACCAGUACCACCACAUCCACGCGUCGGGCGAGAGCUCGCCGCCGGGCCGGAUACGCGGCGCGCACCACGCCGAGUCGGCCAAGCGCCGCAUCCACAAGUGCACCUUCCCCGGCUGCAAAAAGAUCUACACCAAGAGCUCACACCUCAAGGCGCACCAAAGAACACACACGG
Frankliniella occidentalis (western flower thrips) is the source of this 799-nucleotide messenger RNA. RefSeq names its product Krueppel-like factor luna. Gene Ontology annotation, molecular function: RNA polymerase II cis-regulatory region sequence-specific DNA binding; DNA-binding transcription factor activity, RNA polymerase II-specific. Lineage: Eukaryota; Metazoa; Arthropoda; Insecta; Thysanoptera; Thripidae. The record is from RefSeq and is a predicted model, not a curated record. Gene Ontology annotation, biological process: regulation of transcription by RNA polymerase II.